Messenger RNA from Emericellopsis cladophorae, 1848 nucleotides. Its product is annotated as bacterial alpha-L-rhamnosidase domain-containing protein. NCBI's taxonomy places the organism in Eukaryota, Fungi, Ascomycota, Sordariomycetes, Hypocreales, Bionectriaceae. The transcript is spliced from 4 exons. Gene Ontology annotation, biological process: carbohydrate metabolic process. The record is from RefSeq and is a predicted model, not a curated record. Bases 1 to 1848 code for a protein of 615 amino acids.
AUGGUCCCUGUGAUGGACCAAGUCAACGUAGUAUCCUUCCCCGACGGAGAGUUUGUGUCCGCAUACGACGAGAAUGCGAAAUGGACGCUGAAUAGCGAGACUCCCGAGAUCGUUCUCGACUUUGGCUGUGAAGUGGGCGGCAUUAUCUCUCUCGACUAUGACCAGCUUGGGGAGGGCCCCUCAGCCUUGGCUCUCGCUUUCACGGAAGCCAAGAACUACAUCAGUCACGAGUCGGACAGCUCAAACGGCAGCCCAGAGUACCCAGAUCUGCACCUGAAGCACAAGAUCAACUCGACUGGUCCUGGGACGUACACGAUGCCAGAUGCCAGUCUCCGGGGUGGCUUCAGAUACCUGACACUGUACCAAGAAGAAGACGGUGCGGCGCCAUUGCAUAUUCGCAACGUUCGACUUGAGAUCAGCUUCCAGCCUACUUGGCCGGACAUGCGCGCGUACCAGGGUUAUUUCUAUUCGGAAGACGAGCUUCUCAACAGGAUCUGGUACAGCGGUGCCUACACCCUGCAGACAAAUUCCGUGCCCAGCAACACCGGGCGAGUGGACGUCGGCACCAUCGAAGAAGGAUGGAAGAACGACGCAUUCGUCGGCCCCGGCGGCACGGUGCUUCUGGACGGCGCCAAACGUGAUCGAUGGGUUUGGAUUGGCGAUAUGGGAACCGCCGUCCCCAGCGCGUUUGUCAGCACGGGCGACAUGGCGAGCACGCGGAACGCCCUGCAGGUCAUGUUUGACAAUUUGAGAGACGACGACGUUCUGCCCAAGGCAGGUCCUCCCUACCUGGCUUACAAUAGUGACACCUACCACAUGUGGACUAUGAUUGGAGUCUACAACUACGUGCUAUACACAGAUGACAUUGACUGGCUGAAGCCAAUCUGGCCCAAGUAUAUCAGAGCCCUCAACUAUGCACGCGGGCUCGUGAAUGACAAGGGCAUCGUCAGCGUCAAGGGUACAGCUGACUGGGCUCGGUGGCUGUACUCAAGCGAGCGCUCGUCUGCCAGCGUGCUCCUAUAUCGAGCUCUCCAGACGGGUGCCGAGAUUGGCACAUGGUAUCCAGACCUUCCUGAUGCCUCCUCGCUAGCUGAACAGUGGACAAAAGAAGCAGAAACUCUCAGAGAAGCUAUCAUGGCCGAGCUUUGGGACGAGACGACGGGAGCCUUCCGGGAGAGCCCUGACGACGUCUCUCUAUUCCCACAGGACGCCAACAGCAUGUCCCUUGCCUUUGAUGUGCUCGAGAGAGGGAGCGAGGAAGCCGAGCGCGUUUCCUCGUAUCUCGAGUCGAACUGGACACCUAUCGGCCCCGAAGUUCCCGAACUACUGGGAAACAUCUCCCCGUUUAUCACGAGCAUCGAGAUAUUUGGACACUUCCGAGCUGGUCACCCUGAGCGUGCCGUGCAGCUCAUGCGCGACGCAUGGGGUUGGUACAUUAACCACCCAAACGGCACGGGCUCUACUGUCGCAGAAGGCUACCGCGUCAAUGGGACAUGGGGCUACCGGAUUGAUCGAGGAUACAAGGACGAGACGUACAUGUCCCACGCGCACUGCUGGAGCAGCGGGCCCACGUCUUCUUUGACGGAGCGCCUUGUUGGUCUUCAGGUGACGGCGCCCGCCGGAGAGGAGUGGCAAUUUAUCCCUGAGACCGGGGUCCACGGACUGGGUGAGGCUGAGGCAGGUUUCACUACAAAAUUGGGCAAGUUCUCAGCGAGCUUCAAGGUGGAUGGGAAUCGUGUGCAUAUCAAGUGGGAUACUCCCGAGGAAACUCGAGGCUGGUUGUCGCUGCCAGGGAAGAGUGGUCGGUGGAUUGAUGGAGGGAAGGGGUCCAAGACAAUUUGCUUGUGA